This is a messenger RNA of Aspergillus steynii IBT 23096, 834 nucleotides long. RefSeq lists its product as uncharacterized. Lineage: Eukaryota; Fungi; Ascomycota; Eurotiomycetes; Eurotiales; Aspergillaceae. The transcript has a single exon. The record is from RefSeq and is a predicted model, not a curated record. The coding region runs from base 164 to 640 and encodes 158 amino acids.
CCCUUCUCUCCCUCCCUUCCCCUUCUUCGUGCCUGGUGUGGUAGGGAGUCAGUAGCCCUGGGACCCUUCACCCUCCUCAAUCUGGCUCCCGCAUUCCCGCCAUCCUUCUGACAGUCGCGAUCCGAGCGCCCUUGAUGAUUCGAAGCCCGGGUAAUUUAAGAUAAUGAAGUUCAAGCCGAUCCCGCAGAUCAUCGAGAUAUCAGAUCCUUCAAAGUAUAGACACUUGGACAUGUGCGAUUCCCUUAUAAGCUCGUAUAUGUUGAAAAAUUCUGUCGAUUUCGUGUCUACAUCAAACGACGAAUCCUGCAAUGCAACCUUGAACCCUUGGCUGGACGGCUACCAGCGGAUGUGUUCCUGGUUAUUGCACCGUACGAUGGGCGCCGGGCUACCCAUGUUUAGGUUCUUAGCCAACACAACGCUGUCCAUGCAGGUGUAUAGCAUGGUUUUCCCUUGCCAGGAACAUCGUGAGAGGGGAAAAGUGGGGGAGUUGAGACCCCGUCCAAGAUCAACCAAUUCGAGACAAGCGGGUCAUGAUCAAUGUGACCUGCUGUUCUUUUCUGCUUUCUCCUCCUCAGGUCGAUUGUGCAAUAUGACUGGUUGCUGCCAUAAUCGCCGAGGACUCUCCGCCAAAGGACCAUGAUUUCCGUUCGACGUUGGCUAGUCCGUGAUGUUCAGGAACCCACUUAGAGCUAAAGGCUGUGUGGAUCCUGUAAGAUGCCCUUCCUCGGUCAGGGACCCUUCAGUACUCCGUAGACACAGUUGGGUUUACCAUCAUCUAACAUGAUCAGGAUGAGACUUUUUUCCCUCCCUCAGCCGAAUGCCUUCAAUUUCCGC